Messenger RNA from Anoplophora glabripennis (Asian longhorned beetle), 953 nucleotides. It is a transcript of the gene Rpb5, whose product is annotated as DNA-directed RNA polymerases I, II, and III subunit RPABC1. NCBI's taxonomy places the organism in Eukaryota, Metazoa, Arthropoda, Insecta, Coleoptera, Cerambycidae. Gene Ontology annotation, cellular component: RNA polymerase I complex; RNA polymerase II, core complex; RNA polymerase III complex. Gene Ontology annotation, molecular function: DNA-directed RNA polymerase activity; DNA binding. The record is from RefSeq and is a predicted model, not a curated record. The transcript is spliced from 5 exons. Gene Ontology annotation, biological process: DNA-templated transcription. The coding region runs from base 115 to 747 and encodes 210 amino acids.
AGUGUUCAGUGCUUUGAAAGUUUUGCGAAGUCGACUACAGAAGUUAUUUGGUAAACAUAAAAAUUUGUUAAUUUUUUUUUUAACUUAUAAAAGUUUAAAUCAUUACUGUUCAUAAUGGAUGAUGAAGCUGAGACAUACAAAUUAUGGAGAAUUCGUAAAACAGUAAUGCAGUUGUGUCACGAUAGAGGAUAUUUAGUGACUCAGGAUGAAUUGGAUCAGACCUUGGAGCAGUUUAAGGAACAGUUUGGAGACAAACCAAGUGAAAAAAGACCUUCAAGAAGUGAUUUAAUUGUACUAGUCGCUCACAAUGAUGACCCAACAGAUCAGAUGUUCGUAUUUUUCCCAGACGACUCAAAAAUUGGUAUAAAAACAAUAAAGACAUAUUGUUCACGUAUGCAGGAUGAAAAUAUUCAUAGAGCAAUUAUAGUCGUACAAGCUGGCAUGACUCCUUCAGCUAAACAAUCGUUGGUGGAUAUGGCCCCUAAAUAUAUUUUAGAACAGUUUUUGGAAUCUGAGUUGCUUAUUAAUAUUACUGAACAUGAACUUGUUCCGGAACAUGUAGUGAUGACACCAGAAGAAAAACAAGAACUUCUAGCAAGAUAUAAAUUGAAGGAGAAUAUGUUGAUGAGAAUUCAAGCAGGUGAUCCAGUUGCCAGGUACUUUGGAUUAAAAAGAGGACAGGUGGUUAAAAUCAUUCGAUCAUCGGAAACGGCCGGACGCUACAUUUCCUACCGGCUUGUCUGCUGAAAUGAAUUAAUUCACCUAAAUAACUAUAAGGGUCUUCGUCGAGUCCCGGCCAAUAAUUAUAAUAUAAUGAUUACUGGUCCACCUCGUCAAUGCCGGUUUAUUAUCGUCGUUAAUUCAGUUUCUGCAUGUAUACAUAUUUAAGUAGGUAAUAAGACAUCUGUCUAUAAUUGUAUGUGAUACCAAAUAAAUUUACAUUUUGAUAGAGA